GCUGUAAUUGCAGCUGCGGGAGAAAUUGGAGCUGCUGUAGUCGGCGUGCCCCCCCUCCCCGACUGAGGAGAGCCACCGUCUCUUCUCUCGCUCUCCUCGUACACCUAUCGCCGGGAGCGGCGGCAGCAACAGUCCCUGAACCCACCGGCGCCUCUUCAGGCGGCCGCACUGCUGGUCAUUCCCUCAGUCCGGCAGCUGCCGGCGGCCCCCUGCCACUGUCCGGCUCCUCACUUCAGAUCGUCUGCUCCCUCCUCAUCCUCCCCCGGGACCCAACUCCCCACGGCCUCCCCACGGGUGGAGGACGACGAGGAGGAGACGAGAGUCACCCUCCCUCCAGGCGGCGCCGGCUCCCUCACCCGCGGGUGUGUCUUAUAAAUGGCGUCGGAAAGCGACACCGAGGAAUUCUUUGACGCCCCUGAAGAUGUGCACCUAGGGGGCGGCUACCCUGUAGGGGCUCCAGGAAAGGUUGUGAUUUCAACAUUAAAGAUUAUUGAAAGUAUUAUUGAAGAGAGUCAGAAAGUACUACAGCUUGAAGAUGACUCUUUGGAUUCCAGAGGAAAAGGACAGUCUGAUCAGGCUACUGCCAGUCCUAUCAUGGCUGGAACAGAUAUACCUGGAUUGUUAGCCGUAGAUCAAGUACUGCAGGAAGAUUCCCAAAAGGCAGAGAGUCAGGAUGUAUCUGAAGAAACUGAAUUAGAAUCAAAAAAAUGUUUUCCUUCUGAUGACACAUGUGACAAGCCAGUAGAUGAAACCACUAAGUUAACUGAAAUAAGUUCAACUGAACAACAGCUUAAUGUGCCUGAAACUGAAACAGAAGUGUUGAACAAGGAAGCAGUGGAAGUCAAAGAAAGUGAUGUUCUAGAACCUGCGUCCUCACACUCCUUAUCUACUAAAGAUUUUGCUGUUGUGGAAGAAGUUGCUCCUGCCAAACCACCAAGACAGCUUACUCCAGAACCUGAUAUAGUAGCUAGUACAAAGAAGCCUGUUCCAGCACGCCCACCUCCUCCAACUAAUUUCCCGCCUCCUAGACCCCCACCUCCAUCUCGACCUGCUCCACCACCAAGAAAAAAGAAAAUCGAAUUGGAGUUUGAGGCUCUUAAGGCACCUGAUCUAGAUGUUCCCAAAGAGAAUAUUACAUCUGAUACUCUCCUAACUACAAACAUGGCUUCAGAGAGUACAGUCAAAGAUUCUCAGCCUUCUCUUGAUUUGGCAAGUGCUACCAGUGGAGAUAAAAUAGUUACUGCCCAGGAAAAUGGAAGAGCACCUGAUGGGCAGACAAUAGCAGGUGAAGUGAUGGGCCCUCAGAGACCUAGAUCCAACUCUGGGAGAGAGCUUACUGAUGAGGAAAUUUUAGCCAGUGUAAUGAUUAAGAAUCUGGAUACUGGAGAAGAAAUACCUUUGAGUCUUGCAGAAGAGAAACUGCCAACAGGUAUUAAUCCUCUCACUCUACACAUCAUGAGAAGGACUAAGGAAUAUGUAAGUAAUGACGCAGCACAGUCAGAUGAUGAAGAGAAGUUACAGUCUCAACAAACAGAUACUGAUGGUGGAAGGUUAAAACAGAAAACGACUCAACUAAAGAAGUUCCUAGGAAAAUCAGUAAAGAGAGCAAAGCACCUUGCUGAGGAAUACGGCGAACGUGCUGUAAAUAAAGUUAAAAGUGUUAGAGACGAAGUGUUUCAUACCGAUCAAGAUGAUCCUUCAUCAAGUGAUGAUGAAGGAAUGCCAUACACAAGACCAGUUAAAUUCAAAGCAGCACAUGGCUUCAAAGGACCUUAUGAUUUUGAUCAGAUCAAAGUGGUACAAGAUCUUAGUGGUGAACAUAUGGGAGCUGUUUGGACCAUGAAAUUUUCUCACUGUGGCAGAUUACUUGCCUCAGCUGGACAAGACAAUGUAGUAAGAAUAUGGGCUUUAAAAAAUGCUUUCGACUAUUUCAACAAUAUGCGGAUGAAAUACAAUACUGAAGGACGUGUGUCCCCAUCACCUUCUCAGGAAAGUCUAAAUUCAUCAAAAUCUGAUACAGAUACAGGGGUAUGCAGUGGAGCUGAUGAAGACCCAGAUGAUAAAAAUGCACCAUUUCGACAACGGCCGUUUUGCAAAUAUAAAGGACAUACUGCUGAUCUCCUUGAUCUUUCAUGGUCUAAAAACUACUUUCUGCUUUCUUCUUCAAUGGAUAAAACAGUCAGGUUAUGGCACAUUUCCAGAAGAGAAUGCCUUUGCUGUUUUCAGCAUAUAGAUUUUGUCACUGCCAUAGCUUUCCAUCCAAGACAUUUGAAAUACCACACACAGAUACAUGUCCGAUCUACCAGAGGGCGCAACAAGGUUGGAAGAAAAAUUACUGGCAUUGAACCUUUACCUGGAGAAAAUAAGAUACUGGUAACUUCAAAUGACUCCAGAAUCAGACUAUAUGAUCUUAGAGAUUUGUCACUGUCCAUGAAGUAUAAGGGUUAUGUCAACAGCAGCAGCCAGAUCAAAGCAAGUUUCAGCCAUGAUUUUAGUUACCUCGUUAGUGGCUCAGAAGAUAAGUAUGUUUAUAUCUGGAGUACUUACCAUGACUUAAGCAAGUUUACUUCAGUGAGGAGAGAUCGUAAUGACUUUUGGGAAGGUAUUAAAGCCCAUAAUGCAGUUGUUACAUCAGCCAUCUUUGCUCCAAACCCAAGUUUGAUGUUGUCUUUGGAUGUGCAGUCUGAAAAAUCAGAAGGGAACGAUAAAGGUGAAGAUGCUGAAGUUUUGGAUAACAUGCCCUCUGGUAUUAUGAAGACAGAUAACACAGAAGUUCUUCUCUCUGCUGACUUCACUGGAGCAAUCAAAGUGUUUAUUAACAAAAGGAAAAAUGUAUCUUAAUUUGAAAUGACAUUUAAAAUAAACAUAUCAGUAAGUUUCUAUAUGUAUCAGAACUGAAAAAGAGUUAUAGUGUUUCAGGCCAACAUCCUUUUUUUAAUUUUUAUUGGAAGUUGUUCAAAUAUAAUAUAUUUUUUGAGAGGCAACGUUAAUGAUCUAGUAAACCCGAGACUGAUAGACUAGAAAGGAAUGUAGCUAGAAUAACAUUGCCAAACAUUAGGCUUUAUGUUUUGUUAUGUUUGUGUUUUUGUUAUAUAAUUGUGAACAUGCACAGGUUUCUGCAUGAAAAUAUAUUAAUAUAUUAAUCACAUGUGUGUGCCUUUUGGUUACAUGCACUAAAUCUAACAGAGUUAAAUUAUUUCAGUGGCUCUUUUGGCCUCUUACUGAGGGGGAGUGUCUUGUUUCUAGCUU
This is a messenger RNA of Lipotes vexillifer (Yangtze River dolphin), 3249 nucleotides long. RefSeq names its product WD repeat domain 44 (gene WDR44). The record is from RefSeq and is a predicted model, not a curated record. The coding region runs from base 376 to 2841 and encodes 821 amino acids. Gene Ontology annotation, molecular function: protein binding. The transcript has 18 exons. Lineage: Eukaryota; Metazoa; Chordata; Mammalia; Artiodactyla; Lipotidae.